Messenger RNA from Dacryopinax primogenitus, 1076 nucleotides. RefSeq lists its product as uncharacterized. The record is from RefSeq and is a predicted model, not a curated record. Bases 193 to 1065 code for a protein of 290 amino acids. Lineage: Eukaryota; Fungi; Basidiomycota; Dacrymycetes; Dacrymycetales; Dacrymycetaceae. The transcript is spliced from 3 exons.
AUCGAUCUCCCCUCCCCUAUUGUUGAACCGGUUGUGGAACGCGCACCAUCGACAACUAAUUCCCAGAACAAUACACGACAGAGGCGACAUCAGAGCAGCGGUUCCUCUGCCUCGUCUCAUCGCAGGGCACAGUCCCAUGGGCACCGGCAACGGGAUCGUGAGCUUCCGCCCACUCCCGGUGUCUCUCCAGGAAUGGACGAUGGUGCCGAUAUGCCUCCUACUGUUAGGCCACAUGCGAGCGUCUAUCGACCGCCGACUCCUCCCACCUCUGCAGGCUCGAGAUACACAUCGUUUCGUGUACAGUCGCCUACACAAGAGGCGGUGUCGCCGCAGGUCGCAAGGCAGACUAGUCACAGUUCUGGCAGGAGCCGUGGGAGUCAUAGAAGGAGAGGAUCGACCGGAAUCGAAGAUCCGCUUGCGCUGCUAAGGAAGUACGACACCAUCAUUUUGGUAGACGAUAGCGUCUCGAUGGCUGAUCUCUGGGAUGAUGCUAAGGAUGCUUUGGCGGAGAUAGCUCUGCUCGCAGCGCGCUACGACAUCGACGGUGUGGAUAUCCAUUUCGUGAAUGACAAGAGAGAAGGGACGAAUCUAAGGACCGCAGAAUCAGUGAUGCAGCUCUUUGCUUCUGUCAAUCCUGCUGGAGAGUACUCCGAGAUCGCGGGUCGACUAGAAGACUUCUUGCUGCCCUACCUGAGCAGAGCGGAAAAGUACCAAGAAGCGGUCGAGCUAGGCACUGCAGCCCUUCUCCCGAAGGUUCGACCAAUCAACUUCAUCGUCCUUACUGAUGGUGUGCCUUCGGAUGACCCGGAAUCCGUGAUCGUUGCCGCAGCGCGUAGGUUAGACGCGCACAAUUUCCCACUAUCACAGGUCGGCAUCCAGUUCGUGCAGCUGGGAGACGACCCGGAGGCUACGGAAGUUCUGCAGUAUCUGGAUGAUGGGCUUGGAAAGGCGCACGGGAUCAGGGAUAUGGUCGAUUGGACGUUGCUGCCUGAAGGCGGACUUGAUGCUAGCGUUCUGACGAAGAUCCUGCUGGGUGGGAUCAACAGGCGCGUGGACGGGAAAUGAGCUCAUCGAGG